Molecule: messenger RNA, 1815 nt
Organism: Symbiodinium sp. CCMP2456
Lineage: Eukaryota; Dinophyceae; Suessiales; Symbiodiniaceae
Source: the annotation of a GenBank genome assembly
AUGCCGCUGGAGCUGGGCUUCGAUGCAUGGGCCUGGCCCGCAGCUGUGCUCGGCCAAGGGGUCGUUGUGGCGCUGGUAGUGGCAGCUGGGCUUGUGGCAUGGCAGCUGAGUGCAAUGCUUCUGCUGUUCUGCAUCAUCAUCUCUUUGGGCAUGGUCGCGAAUCUGGAUACAUCGAGGAAGCAGUUCGGGACCUUCCUCUGGAUCCUCAUAUGUGGCCAGUUCUUUUCGCUCGCCACUCUUUUCAGCGCCCAUGCCCUUGCUGAAGCGCAGGAUGCAACUCAGAUUUGGCCAGAGGCGGACUCCGAGUUGGUGCCACUGCUUCCCGAGAUGGCCGACGCCCUCGACUGGGUCAGCCAGAGCGAUAGCUUCGUUGACUCGUACAUUUUCCACGAUGUGCUGCUGUUCAACUCCCAUGCCAGCGGUGUCAAAGGACUCAUGGCCACGAAUUUGUCCGAAGCCAGCUUUGUCAGCGAAGAAGUUCGGCCGGGUGACAUUUCUGCUGCGCGCGGAUACACGGAGUUCGAGGGCAAGCUCUUCUUUGCCGCAGCGACUGCAGGCGGUGAUGAGCUUUGGUUCUGGGAUGGCUCAGAUGCCCUGAACGCCAGCAUUCGGCCAGUGCAGAGCUUUAGCAACAGGCUGAGCUUGCGGAACUUCCGCGUCCACGGCAGCAGCCUCUACAUCAAAGUGUCGUGGCUUGUUUGCGGGUCCUGGAAUCCUGGGGUGCUUCGGUUGCAGAACGACUCUGUGGCACUGGUGGGAGGAUCUCUUAGCUGCUCCAGGCCCUCGCAAGGAUGCUUGAUCGGCGAGCUGUGCUUAGCGCUGGUGCCGCUCGCAGCCCUCUCCACCUUGCUUUUAAGGUCCUUCCCGGGACUUUGUGUCAUCCUCUUUUCCAGCCUCUACGGCGUCAUAGUCGUGGUGCGGCUGCUGUUAGUCCCAGAGCUGGAGGAGCUCAGGGAAUUUCUCCUCACGUCGUUUGCGGCGUACAGUUCCGUUGGCUACGCCCUCGUGGUGCUGCUGCACUUGUGCGGCCGGGACACAGAAUGGACGGAGGACUUAAAGCGCUGGUCGACCGUUUUGGUGUCUGUGAGCUUCUGCGCUGCAGCACAGCUUCGCUUGGACAUCCCAGAGGCUGUGGAGGCCUGGCGGUGGGCAGUCUUUGCAAUUUGUGGUGUUGCCCUUCAGCUGCUGGGCGUCGUCGGCAGGAGGAGACUGCCCAUGGUAGUGGGACACUUGGUCCUCAUGCUCGUGCUGGGGAAGCUUGCGCUGGAGGUGCUCGAGCACCUCACGCCGAUGCGGAAUGCGGGCCUUGCAGCCCAACGGGCUAUUCAGCUUGCUUCCCUUGCCGUGCUUUUCGGCGCAGUCCCAUCGCCAGAUUCCGUUCCGUACAAGCGCACGGAAAACAUCCGCAGCGUGCAUCCGGCACCUGGGAAGGAGGCCGUGCGGGGAGGGAGAGAGGGAGCGAGAGAGGCAGGAGAACAAGAAACGAAGCGUUGGCCCAAGUGCUGCUGGGCUCGUCGGGCAGACUUUUGUGCUGGGGCAUGCCAGGGGUGCUUCAGAAUUCCAAGCAUGAAUAACAGGUGGAGGCAGACCAGGGACCAGCCACCGAUUACGCCUCGUACGCACAAUGGGUGGGGCGGACAGACUGCAAACAGGCACGAGAAGCACACCCGAUUGCACAGAUCUGUAGAAAUCGUUAUCAUCGGCCGGUUACCCACAACUUCAAAGACCUCACAGAGAUUACAACAAAACACGGCGGCAAGACGGGUGCCCGGCGGCCAAUCCUCCGUGAGUGCUCUCAAGAACCCUGCGCCGUAG